AUGCUUUCCCGUAACACCAAGUUAUUAGCUCUUAAAAGCUUUAAUAGGGUGUGUAAAAGGAAUGUUACUAUGACGACGGAGUUGGAGUCGACUCUACUGACCAAACCGUUACAUCCUGUUGUGGUUAUUGGAGCAGGCCAUGCUGGUAUCGAAGCUGCCACUGGAUCAGCAAGGACUGGGGUAUUGACUUCGUUAAUUACUCCAGAUUUAUCAAAAAUAGGUACAUGUUCGUGCAACCCUUCUAUGGGAGGAGUUGGAAAGGGGACGCUUCUUAGAGAAGUUGACGCUCUAGAUGGUGUCGCCCCGAAGAUCGUAGAUAAAGCUGGUAUCCAGUUCAAAAUUUUAAACAGGUCAAGAGGCCCAGCAGUUUGGGGCCCACGGGCACAGAUAGACAGAAAGAUCUAUUUAGAAGAGAUGCAAAAGGAACUAGAGGGAUAUCCAAACUUGAACAUCGUCGAAGGUAAAGUCGAAGAUCUACUGAUUGAACCACCAGCCCAAACCAAGACCAGUACAGAUGUCGAAGGAAGAAGCUUCGGCAGAAUUAGAGGCCUUGUAUUGGAUUCAGGUGACUUAAUUAGAGCUGAUAAAGUAAUUAUAACUACAGGAACAUUCUUAGGUGGAGAAAUUCAUAUUGGCCUAAAUUGUUAUCCUGCUGGUAGAAUUGGUGAAGAUGCCACAUUUGGACUCAGCAAAACUUUGAAUGAGGCGGGAUUUCGCCUUGGAAGACUGAAGACAGGGACUCCUCCUAGAUUAUCUUCCAAAACUAUUGAUUAUUCAAACCUGGAGGUACAGCACGGGGACGACCCACCUCAACCAAUGUCUUAUAUGAACGACACCGUACGGAUAAACGAACAACUACGAUGCCACGCAACAGAAACCACUCCAGAGAUGCACGAUUUAAUUCGUUCUAACUUAGAUAAAUCCAUCCAUAUCAGAGAAACCGUUAAAGGACCUCGCUAUUGUCCUUCAAUCGAAUCGAAAGUUAUUCGCUUUGCAGACAAAACAAAGCACACCGUUUGGCUGGAGCCUGAAGGCAUCGAUAACGAUGUUGUAUACCCUAAUGGUAUCAGCUGUACUAUGCCUGAAGAUAUCCAGUUGCAAAUGGUACGAAUGAUAAAAGGCCUAGAAAAGGUUAACAUGCUUCAACCUGGUUACGGUGUUGAGUAUGAUUAUGUUGACCCAAGAGAACUUAAACCUACCCUAGAAACGAAACUGAUAGAGGGUUUAUAUCUAGCUGGACAGAUAAAUGGAACAACAGGUUACGAAGAAGCUGCUUCUCAGGGUGUGAUUGCUGGAGUAAAUGCGGCCUUGAGCCAACAGAAUAAACCUCCACUAAAGUUAUCCAGGUGCGACGGAUACAUUGGAGUCUUGAUAGAUGAUUUGAUAACGAAAGGUGUUCAAGAACCCUAUCGUAUGUUUACUUCUCGUUCCGAAUUCAGAGUCAGUGUACGUUCCGAUAAUGCUGACCUGAGACUAACUCCAAAGGGACGAGAUGUUGGCUGUGUUGGAGACGAACGAUGGGAUCAUUUUUUGAAAGAGAAAGAGCUUCUGAAUACCACCCGUGAUUAUUUGACAAAAUUCAAACAAUCUAGUGCCAAGUGGAGGCAGUCUUUGGGAAUCAACAUUAGUGACGAUUCUAAACCAAAAACUGCCUUUGACAUACUCAAAUACCAAAAGGUUGGAAUGAAGGAACUUUUCCCUUUGCUUAAUUUCCCACAUAAGGCAGAUCUUUCGGAUAGAAUACUGCACAAGUUGACAGUAGAGGGGUUAUAUGCAGGUCACCUGAAAAAAGAGAUUGGAUAUAUCAAGGCAUUCCAAUCUGAUGAAAAUUUGUUGCUUCCAACUGGAUUUGACUACAGAGAUGUACCAGCAUUGAGUUCUGAAGUUGUAAAUCUUUUGAACACUAUACAACCGGAAACAAUAGGCCAAGCUAGAAGGAUUCAGGGAGUUACGCCAGCGGCAUUCUUUGAACUUUAUCGUUUGAUUAGAUCGAGCUCAAGCCAAAGGGCUAUGCGAGCUCAGAGGGAUGUGGAGCUAUAA
Komagataella phaffii GS115 is the source of this 2040-nucleotide messenger RNA. RefSeq names its product Mitochondrial protein, forms a heterodimer complex with Mss1p. The transcript has a single exon. The record is from RefSeq and is a predicted model, not a curated record. Gene Ontology annotation, cellular component: cytosol. Gene Ontology annotation, molecular function: flavin adenine dinucleotide binding. Bases 1 to 2040 code for a protein of 679 amino acids. Lineage: Eukaryota; Fungi; Ascomycota; Pichiomycetes; Pichiales; Pichiaceae. Gene Ontology annotation, biological process: tRNA wobble uridine modification; tRNA methylation.